AUGAAGGCUAUCAAGCAAGUAGAUGCUGUAAUCUCUACUAUUAGAUUUCUAUUAGAAGCCGGAAAAUGUGGAGAUGAUCCUGAAAAUAUAGAUGAGUCAUCACUAAGACGACAUGUCGCAACAAAGAAAACAAGGUCGAGAAAAGCCAGAAGGCGGCUAUGGAAGUUGAAGCUCAAUAUUACCUGGCAAGCUAUCAUGAAGGCAUUUACAAGCAAGUGCCGUCUCCGGUUAAGCUGUGUACCGAGCAUGAAACAGCUUUCCACCAUCAAAAUCCAUCAAGAAACCAAAACGAAGAAAAAUUCCUGCCGUCCCCAUUAAACACUAGAGCACCUACUCAAUGUGCCCUACGCAGCACUGGAUUUCAUCGACCGAGGAGAUCACAUGACUCCAACAUUUUCUCCCAAGGAGAAUAUACCUACAAAGUGGCGUGAAAUCCAUGAUUCUUGCAACUGGGAAAACAUUCUUGACCCUCUCCAUCCAUGGCUUCGUCGAGAAAUUGUCAAGUAUGGAGAAUUCGUUGGAGCCACUUACGAUGCCUUCGACUUCGAUGCUCUAUCUGAGUAUUGUUGGAGUUGCAGGUAUAACCGGCACAAGUUUUUGCAAGAACUGGGCCACAAGCACGGUUACAAGGUGACUAAGUACAUUCAUGCCAUGUCCCAUGUAGACGUGCCUGAAUGGUUCGUGAGGUCACAUAGUAUAUGGAGCAAAGAUUCCAACUGGAUGGGAUAUGUUGAGGUGAGCAACGACGAGGAAUCGCAUAGAAUUGGUCGGCGAGACAUAGUCGUGGCAUGGCGGGGCACGGUGGCUCCCACAGAGUGGUUUACGGACCUUAAGACAAAGCUAGAGCAAUUUGAUGAUGACAAGAAAAAUAUUACGCUACAAUGUGGGUUCCUUGGCAUAUGCAAAUCCAAGGAUGAGUUUACUAGGUACAACAAGUUAAGUGCCUCUGAGCAAGUUAUGGAAGAAUUCAAGAAGCAUGUCAGUUUUUACAGGGAAAAUGGCGAAAGGGUCAGCUUGACACUUACAGCACAUAGUUUAGGAGGAGCAUUAGCCCUUCUCAACGCUUAUGAGGUUGCAAUUUCGAUUCCUCAUUUUUUCAUUAGUGUCGUUUCGUUUGGUGCACCAAGAGUUGGAAACAUGGCCUUCAAGGAGAAGCUUAAUGAACUAGGAGUCAAAACACUUGGGGUCGUUGUCAAGCAAGAUAUAGUCUCAAAAGUUCCAGGGAUCAUAGUCAACAAAAUUCUCAAGAAACUUGACAAAAUGGCUCAAAAAUUGACCUGGGUUUAUAGGCAUGUGGGCCAGUUGAAACUUGAUGUGUUCAUGUCACCCUACUUGAAGCACGAAUCUGACUUGUCAGGGCGUCACAAUUUGGAGGUUUACCUCCAUCUUUUGGAUGGAUUUUUGGGCAAGAAAUUGAAGUUUCGAUGGAAUGCUAGGAGGGAUUUGGCAUUGGUGAACAAGUCUAGUGAUAUGUUAAUAGAGGAGCUAAAAAUACGCGAGUUCUGGUUCCGGUUGCCUCACAAGGGGCUUGUAUUGAACAAACAUGGUAGAUGGGUUAAGCCAGGGACAGAACCUGAAGAUAUUCCUUCUCCAUUUAGUACUGAAAUAUCCAAUCAUGAUCCUACAUAUUAGAUUUAUGUUUCCCAUAGGAUCAAGCCUUUUAUCUAGUAUCCAUUUCUUUCUUAUUUUGAUGAUGAUUUUUUUCCAAAAAAAGUUACUAUAGAUUUGAUUUACUGUCUACUUCGAUCAAUUUGAUCUGAGAACAGCUAUUGGAAAUCCAAAAUCUUGUUUGUAACUAAUCA
Molecule: messenger RNA, 1802 nt
Organism: Hevea brasiliensis (rubber tree)
Lineage: Eukaryota; Viridiplantae; Streptophyta; Magnoliopsida; Malpighiales; Euphorbiaceae
Product: phospholipase A1-Igamma1, chloroplastic
Biological process (GO): lipid metabolic process
Molecular function (GO): glycerophospholipase activity
Source: RefSeq, a predicted model, not a curated record